This is a messenger RNA of Saxophila tyrrhenica, 1638 nucleotides long. RefSeq lists its product as uncharacterized. Lineage: Eukaryota; Fungi; Ascomycota; Dothideomycetes; Mycosphaerellales; Extremaceae. The coding region runs from base 1 to 1638 and encodes 545 amino acids. The transcript has 2 exons. Gene Ontology annotation, molecular function: succinyl-CoA:3-oxo-acid CoA-transferase activity. Gene Ontology annotation, biological process: ketone body catabolic process. The record is from RefSeq and is a predicted model, not a curated record.
AUGGAAGCCAUAGCAUCAAUCACAACAAGGACUCUUACCCGGUCAUGUCCCGUUCGCGUCCGCAUAAACCAAGCUUGCAUAGCAUCGUCAUCCCAAAGCCAACCACAACCGCAAUGGCGACAUCGAAGAGGCUUCCAGACCAGCGCCAAGUUGUGGAAGGAAGUGCAGGCCCAGCGCAGCGCAUCGAAAGUCUACGCAUCUGCAGAUGAAGCGGUAGCAGAUAUUCAGUCGGGCUCGACUGUGCUCAGUGCGGGCUUUGGUCUGUGUGGAACGGCUGAGACCAUCAUCAAAGCUAUGCACAAGCGAGGACCGUCCAGCCUGCACUCCUUGACUGCCGUCUCGAACAAUGCCGGAACAGCCAUCGGCGGUGGUUUGAGCCCGCUCGUGGAGUCUGGCCAGGUCACCAAAGCCAUCUGCAGCUUCUUGGGCGGCAACAAGUCACUGGAGAAGAAGUACUUGACCGGCGAGGUGGCGAUCGAACUCACUCCACAAGGCACUCUAGCUGAGAAGCUACGGUGCGGUGGUGCGGGCAUCCCGGCCUUCUUCACCCCGACCGGCGUGAACACCCGCAUCCAAACCGGCGAGAUCCCCAUCAAGCUCAAAGGCGACCAGAUCAUUGAACCAGGCAAGCCCCGCGAAACCCGCAUCUUCGACGGCCGCGUCUACAACAUGGAGACCGCGAUCAAAGGCGACGUUGCCGUCCUCCGCGCUCACAAAGUUGACGAGGCCGGCAACUGCCAGUUCCGCUACACCACCAAGUCCUUCGCCCCGCUCAUGGCCAAAGCGGCCAAAAUCGCCAUCGUGGAAGCCGAGCACAUCGUGCCCCUCGGCGAGCUCAAACCCGACGACAUCGACCUCCCCGGCGUCUUCAUUGACCGCAUCGUCCAAGCCACCGAAGACAAAACCAUCGAGAUCAAGAAACUCCGCGACCCCAACGCCGACCCAGAAGCCGAAGCCAAAGAUAACCCAGCCCUGCAACGCCGCAACCGCAUCGCGAAGCGCGCCUCCAAGGAGCUGAAGCCAGGCAUGUAUGUCAACCUAGGCGUGGGCAUGCCCACCCUCGCCGCAGACUUCCUGCCACCCAACAGCAACGUCUGGAUCCAGAGCGAGAACGGCAUCAUGGGUAUGGGGCCGUACCCGACUUCCGAAGAACUUGACGCCGACAUCAUCAACGCCGGCAAGGAAACCGUCACUCUCGUCACCGGCGCCAGCACCUUCGACAGCUCCGAUUCCUUCGGCAUGAUCCGCGGCGGACACAUCAACGUCUCUAUGCUGGGCGCUUUGCAGGUAGGCGCGAACGGGGAUCUAGCGAACUACAUGAUUCCCGGGAAAGUUUUCAAGGGGAUGGGCGGGGCGAUGGAUUUGGUCAGCAAUCCCGACGCGACGAAGAUUGUGGUGUUGACGGAUCAUGUGGAUAAGAAUGGAAGGCCGAAGGUGGUGCAGAAUGUGUCGUUGCCAUUGACGGGAGCGAGGGUCGCUAGUACUAUCAUUACGGACUUGUGUGUUUUCCAGGUCGAUCGGGAGAAGGGCGAGUUGACGCUCACGGAGCUGACGCCGGGAGUGGAGUUGGAGGAGGUGAAGCAGAAGACGGGGGCGAAGUUUAAUGUGGCGGAGGGGUUGAAGGAGAUGGAGCAGUAG